GACGAUCCAGAAAUCUCCACGACGUUCCCUGUAAAAACCCGAAAAGGGAAAGGGUGAGAGAGAGAGAGGAAGAAAGGAACUCCAGUUCAACCGGUAUUUCGCGCCACUCGCGCUUGGCUCGAGCACGAUCCGAAGCUAACGAUGCUCCGUAGCGUGUGGUAGCGGCGAUGGAAGCCGAGGCAAAGAGCGACGCACGAAGAAGGAGGGGGAGGAAGCCCCUCUCGGACCUCACCAACGCCGCCCCUCCGUCCGGGCUCGAGCCCCCUCGCAAGCCCGCCGUUUCGUCCGCUUCCAAGAGGACCGCUCCGAACCCUAGCUCCUCCGGUGCCGCGCCCCUCCCUUCCACGCCUCCUCGCCCGAUUGCAUCUUCUUCCGGGCGUGAUGCUUCCGAGAGGUCCGUGUUCUGUACAACUUAUAACCGCAGGAAGCCUGCGGAUAAAGGCAAGCGUAAAGAGAAGGGGGUUGCCGUCUCUAUGACUAGCUCUCCUGCUAGGAAGAUCAGAAAUAUGAGGAACAAGCUUAAUGACAAAGGAGGUGGUGCUGGAUCCAACUCAUGCUCUAUUCCAAAUAAAGGGAAGCAGCAGAAGCCACCAUCUAGGAAAGAUGUACCUGAUGAUUCGUUGCAAGAUUACAUCAGGCAGCAGAAAUCUUACUUUGAAGAGAUUGAUGCAUUUGAAUUGCCAGAGGAGGAGGUAGCCUCUGUUAAUGAUUUGGACUAAGUGGAAGAGAUACAAGAGAUAUCAGUGAUCGGUGAGCAGAGCGCUCAAGUAAAGGGGGAGAUGUCUGUACAGUCAACUGACAGUGGAAUACUCGAUCUACAGAGAUUUUGGUUUGUAACUGCUAGUGUACAUAUGGAGUCUUUAGCUCAUUUACUCUGGAGCUUGUAGAAUUUCUCCUGCGUAUUCCAUGACUUGAUUAUGGAGUUUUGAGAUGAGUGGAGCUUUUGUAUAACAAUGAUUACUAUUCUGAAAAUUGCAUAUGCGUUGUGUUCACCAAGGCAA
Molecule: messenger RNA, 1001 nt
Organism: Eucalyptus grandis
Lineage: Eukaryota; Viridiplantae; Streptophyta; Magnoliopsida; Myrtales; Myrtaceae
Exons: 4
Coding region: 168-719 (183 amino acids)
Source: RefSeq, a predicted model, not a curated record